UCCAGCACAACCUGCAAGUGGAGAUGAGGAGGCGGAGACAGACAAACGGGAAAAGCCAGUCACCCCUUGCUUUGCAUACAUAGCCUCGAACUCAAAAACGCACUGUUUUCUAACUGUAAUUCAAUUCACCUACACAGGCCAAGCGAGGGACCAAUCUGUUUUCGACUUACACCGACGCCACAUCCGUCCUCCUCGUACUUGUAGUUGGAGUUGUUGUCCCGGUGGUCCCACCGUCCCUGCAGCUGCGCACGUGGUCGGUCGGCGUGGACCGGUGCUUCCUCGGGCGGAGCGCGCGUCGUCGUCGCCGCCGCCGCCGCCGUCCCUCGGCCGUGACGCGCGGGUUCCACGAGGAAGAGUCCGCAUCGUCUCUGGAACCGGACCACCAGCUCCGGGCCGUGGAGUGGGUCGGUGUACAGCAUCUGAUGUGCAUGACAGUCUGAGUUCAGUGACGUGACCAAAUGAGCGCAUCCCAUUGUCUGACAUGAUUCUAUACGUAAUUGUGGACGUGCAGAGCUGCCGUCGUCUCUGCUUCCUGCACACACCCAGACUGAAACAACAACCCCCCCCCCCCAUCCUCUGUUUUGUGGGAUGCUCUCCGGACUGACGAGCUCUCGCGUCGGAGUCACCACCAUUACAUCAUCUAUUCGCACACACAGCCGUGAGAGAGCCGCUGCCUCCUCUCCUCCUCCUCAUCCUCCUCCUCCUCUUCAUCCUCUCUCCUCCUCCUCUCUCUUCCUCUCUUCAAUAUUCCAACGGGAUCCCGAGCGGCGCCGCGGCUGCAGACGGUUCGCGCGCUCCAUCAGCAGCACCGCCCGUGUGUCCGCGUCUGACGGGCUCUCGAAUGAGCAGGGGGGGGCGAGGAGGAGGAGGAGGAGGAGGAGGAGGGGGCGAGGAGGAGAGACGCGCACCGUCAUCAGCAUCUGUCCGCCAGCUCCCUUUGUGCUGCUCACCGGAGAAUGUGAAUGGCGAAAGAUGACAUGGCGGAGGUGGAGCUGGCACCGAGCGCGGCGGACCCCCCCGGCGCGGCCCCCUCGGCGUUCCCCUACGAGGAGUACGAGUGCAAGAUCUGCUACAAUUACUUCGACCUUGACCGCCGCGCACCCAAGAUCCUCGAGUGCCUGCACACGUUCUGCGAGGAGUGCCUGAACACGCUGCACCUCCGGGAGGAGCGGCCGUGGCGCGUCAGCUGCCCCGUCUGUCGCCACCGGACCCCGGUGCCCGAUUAUCGCGUUCAGAACCUGCCCAACAACACCAAGGUGACGGAGGACUUCCCGCUCUACAUCGACUCGGACCCGCUUCCCCAGGACGCGCUGCCGCCGCACCCUCCGCCGCUGCACCCGGCCCUCGUCGCGCUCCGCCGGGAGGAGGCGUCGGGCGCGUCGGGCGCGUCGGGCGCCAGCCAGGCGACGCCGUCCACCACCGUGUCCACGGCCACGACCCUGUCGCAGGACUCGGUGCGCUACGACAGCUGCCAGAGCUGCAAGCGGGUGGCGCUGACCACCGGCUGCGUGUGCGUGAUCUUCUCCUUCCUGUCCAUGCUGGUGCUGCUGUUCAUGGGCCUGAUCUUUGUGCACAGUCACAGCAUCCCCCCCUCGCCGGCGGGACCCAUUUGCCUGUCGGUCGCCAGCAUCCUGGCCAUGUUCUCGGUGGUCGUCACGUGGCUCAUCUGCUGGCUCAAAUACCGACCGGACCACGAGACCGGCCGCUCGUCCGCCACCAGUCACUCCCGGAGAAACGCCUGACAGGCGGCGGGGCUCUCAGACCUUGUGGGGGUGGGGGUUGUGAUUCUGUACAUAAUACUGACAGCUGAUGCUCCUGCUCCCUUUACCUUUUCUAGGAAGUCAACGUCGCCCCAGAACGGCCUUUUUCGUCAGUAUAGCAAACACCCAAAGGCCUUCGUGUUGUGUUGGAGCGAUAUGGCCAACAAUCAUGAUCCUCGAUCGUCUUAGAAGUGAUGCACUUGAAUCUGCGUCUCCCUGGUGACUGAUGGGCAUCUCGGUGAGUGGACUCCAGACUCAGACGCCCUGGCGUUGGUCUGAGAUGUGCUCAUCCCCAGGGUUUGACCCCCGCGCCCCCACACUCCCUGUGUCCUGCUAAGCGAUAUGCACAUCCCUCUACGUUACUCACUGUACGAUAACUGUCCGUGAUGAUUCACCCUCGUAUCUCAACAGAAGCACUGUUGCAUUGUACAGGUAUCUGGCGACGCCUGAGUUUUCAGGAGGCUCUUUUUCUUCUUCUUCUUCUUCUUUUCUGUGAAACAUAAUCCAAACUGUAAAUAGUCCACAGUGAAGUGGUGGGUGGUCCUGGAUGGUGAAGACCUUCCCCAACCUCGUGCUUUAACCGACGCACAGAACGGCACUGGUUGUCAUUGUGAUGUCGACAAACUGCACCUCUUCAGGGCAAAGGGAUGAAAAAGAAAAGGGAAAGCUUGUGAUUUUAAACUUUUGCGCAUGUUAAGGCUACUGAAAGGUCAAGGCUUUUAGUUUUUUUCCUUUUGUGGGGGGGACGGACGUGUCCUGACUCCUGCGCCCCACCACCUCCUCUCCACUGCGUGAUCAUGAUCCAAAUCAUGCACAGGCCUCCCACCAGCUGACAGCCCCCCGCCGGGGUGUCGGCAGGGAUUUCCUCCUCCUGUCACAUCACUUACACAUCGGUAGUGGAAAAUACAGGGUUUCCAAAAGCAGAGCACCUUUUUUUUAUACUUCUAAAAACAAUGUGUCGUCGUUGUUGUUGUUGUUGUUGUUGUUGUUUUUGUUUUGCACCUGGCUUUGAAGAAAGGUCAAAGAGAUUUGAUUAGAUCCCCAUCUUCACACGUCAAGACGCGGGGAACGAGUCGAUUCUGGUUCCUCAGAGACUCUAUCGGGAGUCUGGGUUUCCUCUGGGAACUUCAAAACCCCUGUGAGCUGUGGCAGACAUUAGAAAGUGAUAGCUUACUUUACUGGCCACAGUCAAGUCCUUCAUUGACACCAUGCAAAUAUUGAACUAGACUAAACUUGAUUUAGUCUAGACAAAGCUAGACUUAGCUGCAGACAAAGUGAUGCAAUCAAAAAAGAAGGAGAAGCUAAAACCCAGGCGCCUAUAGUGAGCAGGCUUCCAUAUCACUACUAUGAACUGUUGAUAAUUCUGUUGAUAGGUGUAUGUAAUUCUUAUUUCAAUCAAUACAAUUAUUUCUAUGGAAUUCAGAUUUUUGGCAAAAAGCGACCACUUCAUUUUUGGUGCAUUUUAAAAACCCUCAUCGUUGACAAACGUGUUGUGGCCCCCGGAGCGUGUGAAUCGCUCCGAGAAGCUUCCUGACGGCAUUUAUUAAAGUAUUCUGGGAUGAUUCGGACACCAGAGUGGUUCCAGACGAGCACUCGCCCCUUGCACACUCAUGGUGUCCCCCAUUCUCAAGCCCUCAUCCUCCAUCCACCCCAAGUCUGAUUCCCAUGUUUCCUUCAAUCACCCCCCCCCCCCUAACUCCCAGAUGAUGCACUUUCCCCCCUUUAUUUGUCACAAGUAACGCGGUCGUACCUGUUGACUAUAAGCAUACUGUAUUUAUUUCAGAGGACCUAGAGGACGUUGUCGUCGUCGUCGGUUUUUACGAGACCCCGUGCUGGUGGUUGUUGUUGUCAAAGUACCAAAUGUAUUUGCACAGAGAGCUGUUCUUUAAUGUGCUGUUUUACAAACAUAAACACAUUUCGGUAAUAAAGAAAACAUGAAUAACCAUGAA
This is a messenger RNA of Scophthalmus maximus (turbot), 3709 nucleotides long. RefSeq names its product E3 ubiquitin-protein ligase RNF152. Gene Ontology annotation, biological process: protein ubiquitination. The transcript is spliced from 2 exons. The record is from RefSeq and is a predicted model, not a curated record. Gene Ontology annotation, molecular function: ubiquitin protein ligase activity. The coding region runs from base 963 to 1742 and encodes 259 amino acids. NCBI's taxonomy places the organism in Eukaryota, Metazoa, Chordata, Actinopteri, Pleuronectiformes, Scophthalmidae.